AUGGGUUCCAAAGGAUGGAAGGUCGAAGUAGAAAGUGUCCUGCCUCAAGCCAUUCAGUUUUGGGACCAUCACAAAGGUAUUCGCCGAGGUGAUCUAUUGACUUCAUUGGAUGGAAGGGAUGUGGCUAAUUUGGAUGGUGCAGUGUUAGAGAAGUUCUUGUUUGCCAACCGGUCAGCAAAAGGAUUAAGACAACUGGUUUUCAAGCGUUCACCUUUGAACCAUCUUCGCUGGAUAAGGGAAGGUCCGGUUGCGGGCCCAUGGGAGCACGCAGAGCCAAAGGUGCUAAGCUCACUGCAGCGAUUAGCGGAAGACUUGCGGGCAGAAGAAGAAAGGCGGCGUGUGAUGGAGCAACAGACCCUGCUUGCACAAGAACUAGCUGCGAGACUGGCACUUUCUCAAGAAAGCGAGCGUGAAUAUGUGAAAGCAGAGGCAGAGCUCUACGCAGCCAAGAAUCUUCGAGAGGAAAAAGAGGACCGUAUAGAAGCCCUGGUGGAAAAGAUGGCUUGGAGUAGUGAGGAGACUGCUUUGGAGAAGCUGGCCCAUGAAAAUGAAAUUCAUUUGGCAGAAAUGAAGGCUGAAGCGCACACGUGGAAGCGCAAACAAGAUUCCGGUCUCCAGGACUUCUUGGCCAAAACGGCGAAGGAAUUGGAGGCCAUGGAAGAGCAGGUUCCACACGAGGACGUUUACGAGCUCGAAGAAGUGAAGUAUCACCCAAAGGUUGAGACCAAUGCUGGGAGUCCCGCACAUCCUCUGGUUGGUGAUCUGGAAGAACCCGAGUCAAAACUGGUGGUGCAGCCGAAGUUGACUUUCCGGCCAAAGGUUCCACACGAGGACGUUUACGAGCUCGAAGAAGUGAAGUAUCACCCAAAGGCAAAAGUGGAUGCUCAACGCCAAGCCCUGGACUCCACAAAGUCAAGAGUUGCAAAAACUGCGGAGGUUGUUGACACCAUGCGGCAACGUUGCAGAUCUGCAGAGAUGCGCUUGGAGGAUGUGGAGGAUGAGGCAGCACAGGCCCGUCGUGAAGAGCAGGUUCUGGAGGCCAACUUGAAAGCAGAGGAAAGGUCAGCUGCUGCCUUGGGCCAAGAGAAUUCCAAGCUGCAGGAACAGCUGCGCGUCUUUAAACUGAAGUCCUCAAAGGCUAUGGCUGAGAUCGAUGAGGAAGAAGGGCAAGCUGCCUGGUUGAAGGCGCAGGUGCUGGAACGGCAGCAAGGUCAGCAGCAAAUGUCACAGGAGAACCCAUGUGUAGUGGAUGUGAAUGUGCAGAUGUUGGCCCAUCUUGGCCCCAGUGACUUUAGAACAGAUUGGGUCCGACCCGAAAUGCGGCAUUGGCACGAAUCCGAAGAGUACCAAUGGGAAAUGACUCAGGGGCAGCUCGAUUUUGAUGAGAAGAACAUGAGUCGCCAGCUUGAUUUGUUGCGAAACGAGGAGAUGAGCCAACGUCAGCGACUGCGCGACCAGGAGCAAGAAAUUGAAGCAGAGAAGAGGGCCCUGGCGCUGGACGUGCAGCAGCAGCAACAGCAGCUGAUGCUUCACCAGGCCAACUUGAAAGCAGAGGAAAGGUCAGCUGCUGCCUUGGGCCAAGAGAAUUCCAAGCUGCAGGAACAGCUGCGCGUCUUUAAACUGAAGUCCUCAAAGGCUAUGGCUGAGAUCGAUGAGGAAGAAGGGCAAGCUGCUCGGUUGAAAGCACAGGUGCUGGAACGGCAGCAAGGUCAGCAGCAAAUGUCACAGGAAAUGCGGCAUUGGUACGAAUCCGAAGAGUACCAAUUGGAAAUGACUCAGCGACAGCUCGAUUUUGAUGAGAAGAACAUGAGUCGCCAAAUUGAAUCGUGGCGAAACCUGGAGAUGAGCCAACGUCAGCGACUGCGCGACGAGGAGCAAGAAAUGGAAGCAGAGAAGAGGGCCCUGGCGCUGAAUGUGCAGCAGCAGCAAUUGCAGCUGAUGCUUCAUCAGGAGACCGCGGAGCAUUGGAAACUUGAGCAGCAUGCCCUUUUGAAGGGCCAGGAAAUGGCAGAGGCAGCUGCUCGCGAGGCAGAGCGACAAGCCAUGGAGGAAACUGAGCGACAUUUGAAGGAAGGAAAGCUUGUGCCAGGUGCAAAUUCCGAAGUUAUUCUCAUUGACCCAGGGCCAGUUGGCUUGACCUUCUAUGCUGAUGAUUCAGCGCCACCUCGUGUGAGAAAAGUUAAGAAAGAUAGACGAGAAUUUUGGGAUAAUCAGGGUGUGAAGGAUGGAGCAACUGUUUUGGCAGUGGGUGACACGCCGACAGCUCACUUAACGAGUGCUGACUUGCUGCCAUUAUUGAAUGGGAGACCUCUGCGUCUCCAGUUUGCACUGGAUGCAGUCGGAGAAGGAAUCAAUGGAACUGACAGCAGCGGCCAAACUGCCCUCCACAGAGCGUUGGAAGCAGGGGAUGAAGCAGCGGCCUUGGACGUUUUGGCAAAUCCAGAGUUCAAAUCCAUUAACGUGCAGGACAAUCUCGGGAAAACUGCUCUACAUUGGGCAGCCAGUGGUGGACUGGGAGAAGCCUGCAAGGCCAUUCUUGGUCAUCCUGACUUCCGAUCAGAAAACGCAGUCGACUACAGAGGGAUUACGGCAUACGAAGAUGCUGAAGGGGCUGGUCAGAUGGAGGUGGUGAAGAUUUUUGACAACAAACAUGCUGAUCCGGAAGACGAACAAGAAGGAUGGUGAUGGCAGCAGCCUUUCAAGACUUUGGUCAAGGAGAGUUGUUGAUUCUCACAGUUCACCAAGACCAAGAACAUCCAACACCAACCUGUGCUGCAAAUGCGAAAGACAUCGAAAGACCUGGAUGGCCUUGAUGGCUUUCAUCAGCUACAGCCUCCAGAUUCAAACAGAUUCAUAGCUGACAGAUCAACGCAGCAUGGCCCAGUCAAAGCUGAACAGAUCGAGGAGCUCCCAAUGCCCAUCCAUUGGCAAGACGGACUUGAACCUUAGAAACAACUACAUUGGGCAUCAAUUUAGAUGAAUAAGACGCAGCUUCUCUCGAAAACAUUGGGUUGGAAUCGCAACGGCUCCGUUUUCUAAGAUCAGGUACCCGACAAAUGGGAACAGAAAA
Messenger RNA from Cladocopium goreaui, 3070 nucleotides. The record is from the annotation of a GenBank genome assembly. NCBI's taxonomy places the organism in Eukaryota, Dinophyceae, Suessiales, Symbiodiniaceae.